This is a messenger RNA of Varroa destructor (honeybee mite), 4123 nucleotides long. RefSeq names its product choline transporter-like protein 2. NCBI's taxonomy places the organism in Eukaryota, Metazoa, Arthropoda, Arachnida, Mesostigmata, Varroidae. The record is from RefSeq and is a predicted model, not a curated record. Gene Ontology annotation, cellular component: membrane. Gene Ontology annotation, molecular function: transmembrane transporter activity. Gene Ontology annotation, biological process: transmembrane transport.
UAAGCUACUAGAGUAGUAACUGUCAAUUGCCAUUCUAGAAAUUUAUAACUUGUCUCGCCUACACUGCAGUCGAAGGUAUAAAAAGUCACUCCUCGUCGACGUUUUCGUGCUCCCUUUCUCCCGCGUAUAUAGCCUUGUUGCGGCCUAAGUAUUCAGCACUACCCACUGACCAACCUCUGGAUAACUAUGAAACGAUUGUGUAGUUAGACUCGUUUCUAAGUUGUGACAAUUACCAACGCAAGAGCGUAACGGUGAAUCAAUACAGUGCGGUAACACUGAGGUAGACCCGUCAAUAAAUCUAUGCCGAGAUGGGUCGGCACUACUCAUCAAGCGACGACAGUUGUGACGACCAUUGUGGAAGGGCACGCAGGUCUUUUCAUCGGAACGCUCGAGGUAGAGACAGUCACCACGAAGACUAUCGUGAUGGCCAGCGGACUGACCGAAGAAGCCACCUCAACGAUUCGGACGAUAAUCACCGUCCACAUCGUCAUUACAGCAAUCGAAACGGUCAAUCUCGGCGUCGAUCACCGUCUCCUAUGGAAAUGGUAUCAGUGAAUACUCAUCACAUAUACGAUGACAGACAACAUUUGAAGCAGCUAAACAUACCGACAAAAGUAAACCGAUCGUGCACAGACAUCACCUUCCUAAUUCUGUUCCUCAUGGUGAUAUUCUUGUGGUCUCUAGUUGCCUUCGUAGCGAUAAAAAAUGUCAAUCUCGAAAAUCUGAUGCCACACAAAGACUCCAAUGGAAACCUGUGUGGAACUCGCCAUUUAACGAACAAACGGAUUUUGUACAUAGAAAAUCUGGAACAAUGCGUUACACGUGAAUCAGGCAAGAUCUUCCCAACGUUCAAGUGUACUAGAACAUUCUGCGUUGAGAGCUGCCCGAACAUGACCUCGAUGUCUAAGGAAAGUCAAUUUUGCACGAGAGAUAUUUGCACGAACUAUGUUCUUCAGUCUCGCGAAUUCCUGGGUAUUUGCAUACCUGUAGGAAACUGCGAGCCCAGCAAAACUACUGAAUUCAGCACAGCCAGCACGCCCUACCCAGAUACAACUCGCGAAGCUCUCACAGAAGUUUGCGACCGUCUACAAGCAUUUAGUAUGGCAUUCUAUAUCUUCUGGGACGUAACAGAUGCGUACCCUGUUAUCCUGGGCUUGCUAGGAGUAGCUCUGCUGAUAGCCUUUGUAUGGACGCUAUUGAUGCGAUUUUUCGCCAGUGUCAUCGUUUGGACUUCAUUCUACAAUUUUCUUAUCGUCUUCGGCGGCUUGGCUGUAUUCACGGGUCACAAGGCAUACACACUGCGUUUAAUCGAUCCGAAAAGCGAUAUAAAUUUUGAAACCUUAAACGACCUAAACUACCUGAAGAGUCGCUGGUAUAUUUGGGCCGGGAUUAGCGGAGUCCUGGGUCUCCUCUUCUUGCUUAUGCUCGUCCUCUUGGUUUUUCUACGAAAGAGAGUUCAAAUAGCCAUCGCCCUGAUUAAACAAGCGUCACGGGCAAUCGCCAGUUUACCGACAUUGGUUGUGUUUCCUGUAUUCCCGUACAUCUUACAGGCUGCUGGUUUAGCGUUACUGGUUGCACUUGGAUUCAUAAUACAGGCAGUACACAAUGAAGACAACGCGAAGUCUACAUGCAUCAACGACUUCAAGAACUUGGAUUAUGUUAACAAUGGUAUGGCCGCCAGCUUUUGUGGAGUACUCAUCGAUUUUUUACAGCAUACUGUAGCUAUACAGAUUUUCAAUGUGUUUUGUGGGACCUGGCUGGUUCUAUUUAUAAACGCUUUCGGAUACCUUGUUGUUGCCCACGCUGUAGCCAAAUACUUCUGGACACAUAAAAGUGAGGAACCACAAUGCAUGGCAGUAGUAUCCUCAAUCGGUGUAAUAGUCCGGUAUCAUUUGGGCACGUUGGCUCUUGGUUCGUUGGUAAUUACCAUACUUGGACUCGUAAAAGCGGCUGUUGAAAAAUUUCAACAUAAAGCCAGAAAAGUGAACUCAAGCUCAUGCAUGAAGACGCUUCUUAGAUGCUGCGUAUGCUGUCUCUGGCUCCUUACGAAAUCUCUUAUUUACGUGAACAAGAACGCCUACAUUAUGGUAGCAAUGUACGGUAAAAGUUUCUGCUAUUCUGCUUCGAAGACAUUUAACCUAAUCGUCAGCAACAUACUCCGAGCACUAAUCGUUACUAAGGUGACAAAUUUUAUCAUUUUCAUUGCUAAGGUAACCACUACGAUAAGCAUUUCGGCAAUCACUUUCUUCAUUCUACAUCGAGAGGAUAUACGAAGCGGUUUAGAACUGAAGGAACCCAAAUAUAUUGCAGCCCCUGUUGCGGCGGUAGCACUAAGCUCAUAUGUGCUUAUUUCGUGCUUUUUCAACGUUUACAAUAACGUUAUAGACACGCUGUUUUUGUGCUUCCUUGAAGACACAAACCAGAAUGACGGAUCACGAGAAAGGCCCUACCGAAUGCCUAGUGAGCUACUACGGAUUCUUGGAAAGAAGAACUACAGAAGACGUGAAAAGAAGAACUGAGCCAGCAUCGAGCGGAGCAGUCUAUGCUAUAAGACUGCAUGAACGUCGGCACUGAUAUGCUUAACAAAUAUCAUGCCGUAAGAAAAGUACCCCAAAGUAUUUGCCACUGUACAUUUAUUUCGGAAUACACGGAUAUUUAUUUUCUUUCUUGAGGUGUCCCUUAUGCUAUAGACGUAUGCACACUCAUGAUUCUAAACAAAGUGUGUUACUGAUAUGUGAAUGUGCUUUGCGUAUUGUUAAACGCUGUAGCAUAAAAUCAUCUUUGACUGACUGAGCGAUCCUCAACAGAAACGUUAAUUAAACAUUAAUUCAACCUUAGAAGCUCAAAUAUAUGGUACUACCCUACCUGCCUCCUACCUUGGAUGGUUGCUUAAAAGCAAAAACUUAAUCAUGUCACAAAUUAAACGCUAACUUAAUUAUAUAUAAUAAUAAUUACGAUAUAGUCGUUUUAUUUUAUAGCAAGCAGGACCGGUGUACUCCUUACUUUAAGUUUGUUGUAGUAUACUUACUUAGUGUCGGUAGACAUAAAAUCUGACGUAUGUUUAUACGAGUCGUUGUUAUUUUUAUCUAUAAUUUAUUUUGCUUUUUCUGUUCAUCAAAUGACAUCUAAUGACGGAAAUCUUCAACGUCGAUAAUCAAGCCAAUUAGCUGGAAUAAAAGGUCAAUGGCGGACAAAAAGAAGCUGGGGAAAAAUUCAAGAAUCAGCUCGCUGCAGAUGCCACAGUCCUUUCUAUAAGAAAUAUAAAUAGAGGAAGCUCGAGUUUUCAACAAUGAGUUGAGUCAAUUCACACAACUUCGCUCGUUAAACCCUUCCGCUCAAAGUGUCACAUAGCAUUAAUUUUUUGGUUUUGUUUUGGUUUGAUCGACUUUUUACGAGGAAAAAAUCCUGGAAGAGAGUGUUGAAGGACUGGUAUAAUUCGAAUUCUAGUCGUGUCAGGUUCCGGAAAGAAAAUGUUGAAAGGCAACGUGGCCACGGAGACACUCGCCUCAGCAAAAGAAUGAUGAGCAAGGUGUGCUUUCAAAGAUGCAGAUAGUUAUAAAAAAGAAAAUUGGAUCGCCGUAUUAGCCACUGUCGAGGCCUUUUGGAUGAGAUCUGCGAAUCUCGCUUAACGGAAACGUCUAAGACAGCUGUUGUAAAAUAUUUUUUGAACAAAUUUUGUUCAAAAAAUGUUUAAAAUAAUAAUAAAUAGGUAUUUGCGAUAAUGGCAGAAUCAUGUUGAACCAUUAUAUAAGAGAUACCGUUGCAGCUCGCCUUUCAAAGCAUUUAGCUCUAUCGUUAAAAAAGAUGUACGAAAAUAUAUUCACUAGGUAGUUCUAUUGCUCACCAGGAAACUAUUUACUAUAAUAGCAGCAACGUGUCGGCAUUUAUAUUAAGUUUAUAAUUAAGUUUGUUGAUAAGUAACCAAUCUCAUUGAAUUUAACUACAAAGCAAAAGAAUAUAAAUUGGGUUUCAGCGCUGUGUAAACCCACAAGCGUGAUAGGUUGGGCUAGACUGAAGUGACAACAAGACGCUUCCAAAGCUAAAUGUGACAGUCGCCACAAUGCACGCUGGCGCAUUACAUGUCAAUAACUGAAUUUAAAUAAUAAAUGAGUUGUUACUUCAA